AUGGCGCCUUCGAACAGCAUCACGUACCGCAGCACGCGGGGCGGUGCCAAGGGCCUGAGCUUCGAGCAGGCGGUUUUCGAAGGACUGGCGCCGGACGGGGGCCUAAUGGUCCCGGAGAAGGUGCCGGACGUUUCAGCGGUCUACAAAGGUUGGAGCAAGCUGAAGUUUCACGAGCUCGCCUUUGAGGUGGCGUCCCUCUUCUGCAGCGGGGACGAAGUGCCGCCCGAGGAUCUGCGGCGGCUGAUGCAGCGCAGCUACAAGACCUUUGACCAUGAGGAGGUGGUGCCCAGCAUCAAGGUGAACGACCUCUACGUCAUGGAGCUCUUCCAUGGCCCCACCUUCGCCUUUAAGGACGUGGCGCUGCAGGCGGGAGACGGGAGACAGGAGAAUCACAACUUCCUGCAGCAGCGGGCCCGGGGCUGCGAUGCGGCCAUCGCACCAGUCAGCAGCAUCAAGCCGCUCGGCAUCUUCAGCGAGGACUCCGAGCGACCCAGGCAGGACGCGCCCGCCCGUGCCCGCGCACGCUCCGGGUCCCGGAACGGGUCCCGGAACGGGUCGCGGAACGGGUCGCGGAACGGCACGCUGGAAGAGCCCGGGGCUAAGCCGGCUGCAGACAAUGUCCUGACCGCGUUGCUCAAUUUCCACCUGGAGUCCCGACUGGUUUUGCGGUCAGAAGACGUGUUGUUCUCCUCAGUUUUGAGCUUGCGACAUGGAGCACCAGGUGUCUGA
Effrenium voratum is the source of this 729-nucleotide messenger RNA. Lineage: Eukaryota; Dinophyceae; Suessiales; Symbiodiniaceae. The record is from the annotation of a GenBank genome assembly.